Molecule: messenger RNA, 894 nt
Organism: Condylostylus longicornis
Lineage: Eukaryota; Metazoa; Arthropoda; Insecta; Diptera; Dolichopodidae
Product: protein CutA homolog
Exons: 3
Coding region: 353-841 (162 amino acids)
Biological process (GO): response to metal ion
Molecular function (GO): copper ion binding
Source: RefSeq, a predicted model, not a curated record
AUAGGAAAUAGUAGGAACAAUAACAAAAAAAAUUGUCAAAAUAUCUAAGAAUAUUUAUGAAUUUAAAAUUGCAAAAUAAGGAAAAGAUAAAAAAGAUUUUUGUCUCGUUCUUUAUUUUUCACUCUUAUUCUUUUUUAAAAAGAAAAUUUCAUUAGAACGAAACCAGACGUUCAAUUAUUAUAGAGUUUAAAGGCCAUAUAUUAACCUUCCAUAUUUAUUGAUAAAAGGAAGCGAAUACAUUCAUUCAAGGCAAUUUAUUCACAAAUUUUAAAAGAACUUUGAAGUGUGUUGCAAACCAGAUAAUUAAAGCUUAUAUGAGGCAUUUAAAAUUUAAUCAAUUAUAAUAACUGAUAUGCGACUACUUCAACCAUUAUUAUUAGGAGCAUCAUAUAUUUGUUUAUUUCGAUCGAAAAGUUUUAGUAUACUAGGAUCAACUGUUGGUAUAGGAACAACGCAAAUCAAUAAAAUGUCAGACUCGACAAAAUCUCAGACAGAAAAUGAAAUUAAAUAUGAAUCUGGUGCAGCUAGUGUUGCUUUUGUUACCACACCAAAUGAAAACACAGCAAAGAAACUAGCACAUUUAUUAGUUGAACAAAAAUUAGCUGCAUGUGUUAAUAUUAUACCAAAUUUAACAUCAGUAUACGUAUGGGAAGGAAAAAUUAAUGAAGAUCAAGAAUAUUUAGUGAUGAUAAAAACAAAAACUAGCCGUAUCGAAGAAUUAACUAAAAUGGUAAGAGACAAUCACCCAUAUAGCGUAGCUGAAGUUAUAACUUUACCAAUAGAUAAUGGAAAUUCACCAUAUUUGGAUUGGGUUUUGAAAAGUGUACCAAAUAAAAGUUAAUUUUUUUUUAUAUGAAUGUUGAAAAUAAUAUUUUAUGCUUUAAAGACUUGAAA